GUUAUCGAUAAAUUCAGGUGCAGCUCCGAUUCUUUCUACUUCGCUAGAAUUUUCAGACGCCAUUGUGAGAAAGAUUUUAGCUCUUGAAAGUUUGUGUAAAAUAUUGAUAAAGAACAACUGUUAAUUAGUUCAAUUGUGUUCAAAGUAAAACGCGAGUGAAAUUUCUUAAAGGAAAGCGAAAUAAGAGCGAAAGUUACUUAUAAAAUGCGUGGCGGACGAGGUGGAUACGUUUCACGCGGCUCUGGCUCAAGCCGUGGCGGUAAUUACCGCAGUAAUAAUUAUGGGCGCAUGCAAAAUUCUGGUGGAAGGUCUGGUGGUCGGGAUGGCUACAACCAUAGCUACAAUAGUAGUGGUGGCAAUUCUCGUUAUAACAACUACAAUUCUGGUGCCAGUGGUAGCGGUGGCCACUAUGAUCGUUCCAGGGAUCGCUUCAAUAAUAGUUCUACUGGUGGAAGUCGUCAUGAUUCGGGGCACAAGAGGAAUUAUCGUGAUACAUCACGCGAUCGUAAUGAUGAUAGGAAGCGUUCCCGACAAGAUGACUAUCGACGCAACUCAUCAACCGGACGUGGUAAUCGCACGCCACCGCCGCCUCCACCACCAAUGGUCUCAUCAGCAUCCACAUCGAACUAUCGUAGUACUGGUGGGGCUAAUACAUCUAGCAAUUCAUAUCGUGGUGCGAAUUCCCGGAAUGAUAGAGAUGACUCCAAUGCAAAUACCAGCCGUCACCGUUCUCCAAUGGGCAUACAAAAGCGUCCCAUGCGCACCGGCUACAUUUCAAGAGCUCGCGGUAAUAUCUCGUCAUAUCGAGGUGGCAUGCGCAGUACUAUGCUGAGGGGCGGUGUGCGCAUCAUUCGCAACAACCGGAAUGAAGCGAACGAUUUGCGCAUUAUGCGCGGAAAGCUGUUGUAUGCUCAACAAAAAGAUCGUGCGCGUGUAUUAAAAAUACAGCGCCUAACAAGCUCAUUACGUCGUCGUAGGAUAGUGCGUCAUUCGAAAAGCCCACGACGUUCUCGAACCAAGAAGGACGAUUCAUCAGAUGAAGAGGAAGAUAAUGAGAAAGACAACGACACCGAUAAGGAUGAUAGCAAGAGUGACUCCGAAACUAAGAAGAAAUCUUCGAAACGUAGCAGCAGCAAGCGGGCCAAGUCUUCGGAUAAGGGUGAUGAUGCCGAAAAAGCUGGGGAAAAUGAUGGUGAUGACGACGAUGAUGAAGAUAACGAGGGCGACGAGAGUAAGGAGGAAAUAAAGUCGGCAAAGAAGAGUAAAAAGGGUGAGGAUUCAUCAGCGGAAACUGAUGAUCAUAAGGAUGAUGAUGAUGAUGAUGAUGAAGAAGAAGGUGGUGAUGGUGAAGCCGAAGGGACAGCAGGUGACGCAAAGGCUGAUAAAGAGAAGGAGGGUGGUGAGAAAGAGGUAAAGAAAGAAGGUAAGAAGAAAGAGAAGGAGAAGGAUGAUGACGAUCGCAAGAAGGAGAAAUCCAAGAAAAGUACAUCGUCCUCCUCCAAGAAGGACAAGGAAAAGGGUAAAGAGAGCAAGGAGAGGCGCAAGAAGGACGACCAUAGUGAAGAUGAUUCAGAGAAGAAGGAAAAGAAGUCGCACAGUUCGCGACGUGAUGAUUACAAAUCAGGCACAUCUGGGCGUCUCAACUUAAAGUGCAUUCACUGUCACAUGAACUGCUUCGGAUUUUUGGAUUACCAACAGCAUUUGUACUCUCGCGUUCAUAAGAGUGCAAUACGUCAAAUCUCACUUCAACAAAAGGCACAUUUGCUUCGUCUGCGCGCUCGCCAGCGUGCUGCACAACGCGAAAUCGAAGAGAACUCGAAGGAAGAAUACGAAUCCAAGUUCUGUCACCUGUGUCGUCUACACUAUCGCCAACCUAAGGCAAAACAUCAAUUGUCGGAGCAUCAUAAGACUAUGAAGAAGUUCUUAAUGCCCUAUUGCUCCACUUGUCAUUUGGCAUUCAAGAGUCCAAUGCUCUAUGAAACUCAUCGUUGCUCAUUGGAGCACUUAAAACGCAAGGCACGCAAACGUGAUUCGGAUAGUGAUAACAGUGAUGAGGAUACCCGCGAGAUAGAUCUGAACAAGUUUCUAACAGUCGAUUCGGUAGGCGAAAUUGACGAAAUCGAUGACCUGGAUGUGGACGCCCUUUUAAAUGAAGGAGAAGGCGGUACGGAUGGUGAAGAGAACAGCAAAGAACGUCAGCCUGUCGGUGCAUCAUUUAUAAAGAAGGUAGAUGCCUACUUCUGUGAGCUCUGCAAUCAUUAUUCAGUCGCAAGUGACUCGGUGGAAGCGUAUGCUAAGAAACAUUGUCUCUUACGCUCACAUCUCAAAGCGUUCUUGCGUAACAAGGAAGAAGAGGAGAAAGCAGCUAAGAAAGCUAAAGCAAAGGAAGCAAAAGAGAGCGAAAAAGAUGCUAAAGAUGCCAAGAAAGAAAAGGCCGAUGGUGAAGAGGACGAGAACAAAGAUGCCGCCGAGGAAAAUGGACAUGAGAAUGGUGACGAAGGUGGGGAAGUUGGUGAAGAUAAACUCUGGGAAGAUGUUGAUAAGGAUUUGGGUGAUUUAUUACGUGAAGUUGGCCCAGAGGAUCGUGAUGACGAAGAAGAAGAUGAAUCGGUACUUAAUAUUGAUAUCGAAAGUGAAAAACCUAAAGCUAAGGAAGUAAACGGCAAGAAAGAGGAACCUGCAGCUGCACCAGCAGCACCAACACCAGCUCCCGCACCGGCACCGGCACCGGCACCCACAGCAGCACCAGCUGCAGCUGAGACGACUAAGGAAGUUAAGGCAGUAAAAGCGGAAACUAAACCGCAAGCAACACCAGCAAAACCUAAACAACAACGUAAAGUGGCGACAAGCGCUAAAACAGCAACAACUCCAGUACAAGCGAAGGAGAAAGCUGCUACAGCAAAAUAAGUUAAUUUUAAAUAAAACAUUUCUAGUGAAACCCAACUAAAUUAAACUAUUGGAGCAUUACAAAAAAUUAACGUAGGAUUAGCGCAUACGUUUUAUGGACUUACUAAAGAAGAUGAGAAAGUUUCAACAUAUACGCAUAAAUACAGAUAUAAAGGUUUUAGCAGUUACUGAUCAAUGCUGACAACGUAUAAUCUAGUACGCAUGAACUGUAACUAAAAUGUGCAAAAAUAAAUACAUCAAACAAAUAUA
This is a messenger RNA of Rhagoletis zephyria (snowberry fruit fly), 3156 nucleotides long. It is a transcript of the gene Ciz1, whose product is annotated as Ciz1 zinc finger protein. NCBI's taxonomy places the organism in Eukaryota, Metazoa, Arthropoda, Insecta, Diptera, Tephritidae. The record is from RefSeq and is a predicted model, not a curated record. Gene Ontology annotation, cellular component: nucleus.